Diachasma alloeum is the source of this 1432-nucleotide messenger RNA. RefSeq names its product deoxynucleoside kinase (gene dnk). The record is from RefSeq and is a predicted model, not a curated record. Gene Ontology annotation, molecular function: ATP binding; deoxynucleoside kinase activity. The coding region runs from base 381 to 1112 and encodes 243 amino acids. Gene Ontology annotation, cellular component: mitochondrion; cytoplasm. Gene Ontology annotation, biological process: nucleobase-containing compound metabolic process. The transcript has 4 exons. Lineage: Eukaryota; Metazoa; Arthropoda; Insecta; Hymenoptera; Braconidae.
UGGCGGGAUUUAGCUAUGGGUUAUACUUCCAGUUUCAUUUCAGAGCUGGUGCAACAUCGUCCAACUCUUCGAAAUCAUUCCUGUGCACUAGAAAUUCCGUUAGACUCAUUUAAAUCAAUGAUUUGUGUUAUUUUGGGUAAUUCUUGGGGUUUAGUCAUGAGGAUCUGAGAGCGAUUGGGUAUCUAACAAGGUUCAUUAAUGAUUAAUUAGGUUAAUUGUUUGUGGUUUGGAAAAUAUUCGGUGAUCAGGACAGAAUAUGAGCAGGUGUUUUGGUUGUUGACGGUUAACUAGUGAAAUCAGAAGUCUGUUCGGUUUCGAGAUCAGUUUUCGGGAAAUAUCUCAGGAAGUAAGCAAGACGUGGAUUCAUAUUAAUCACAAAAAUGGCGUCCCCCUGUAAAAACAGCAGACGUCCCUUCACUGUGUGCAUAGAAGGCAACAUUGGAAGUGGUAAAACAACAUUUCUAAACAAUUUCAAGCAGUUUAAUAACACAAUGGUCCUGCAGGAGCCUGUGGAGCUGUGGAGAAACGUCAAGGGGAUGAACCUCCUGGAUUUAAUGUAUAAAGACCCUACGAAGUACGCCUGCCUCUUCCAGUCGUACGUGCAACUGACAAUGCUGCAGCUUCACACGAUGAAAUCUCCUCUCCCUUAUAAAGUCAUGGAGAGAUCUGUCUACAGUGCUCGUUGUUUCAUCGAAAGCAUGAAGAGAAUGAAUGUCUUGGAGGAUGUUGAGGUAACUGUACUUGAGGAAUGGCACAAGUGGUCUAUCACACAUGCAGUCAUUGAAACAGACUUGAUAGUUUACUUGAGAACAACUCCUGACAUCGUCUACAAAAGAAUGCGAGCUCGUGCUCGAAAGGAAGAGAAACUCGUCUCUCUGGAGUACCUCGAACAAAUUCACCAAAUCCACGAAGAAUGGCUGUACCACAAAACUCUGUUUAAUGUCCCAGCCCCAAUAAUAAUCCUCGAUGCUGACCAGAGCAUGGAGGAGAUGUUCGUGCAGUUCGAAAAGUGCAAGACGAGGAUCUUCGAGAGCUGUGGACAAUCAGAGAGGGAGUCGAGACGGCUCACAUCGCCAGUGAGUUCACCAAAAUUUGGAGCUGCAUCUGAUUAAUUGAAGCACUUUAUUAUGGAUCAAAUCCUGGGUUUCAUUCGAUGAUAAGAUUUUUAAAAAAUAGGGAUAAGAAUGAUUUUUGCACUGCAUUUCGUGAACACAAGAGGGGACCACAAUUCCUUCCUUGAAAACCAUUAAUUUUUGCAUUUAAAUAUUGGAAGCUCAGGUUUAAUCAUUUUUUUCACUCAUUUCAUUCAUUAAUUCACCAAUAUAUCCGGGUUUAAGUGUAAUUUAGAGGCGUGUGACUGUGUAACGAGUUCGUAUCGAUUGCAUUUGAUGAUGAACGAUUGUCGAAUAAUUGUUGAAUUCAUAGUGAAGUG